GCAUGAAAGGCCUUCGCUGGCGUUACACUCGGCUGCCCAGCCAGGUGGAGGAUGCCCUGUCCGGGGAGGAGGGCGAGGAAGAGGAGGGGAAGGAAGAGGCAGCCCCAGCCCCGACUCCUGAAGACCCCACGGCGCCCCAGCUGACGGAGGCCAGCCAGGUGCUGGGGGCCUCGGAGAUCAGGCAGCUCAGCGGCCACCUCCCCCCGAGAGUCACUGGACACCCCUGGAGUCUGGUCUUCUGCACCUCGAGGGACGGCUUCAGCCUGCGGCGCCUGUACCGGCAGAUGGAGGGUCACAGCGGGCCGGUGCUGCUGGCCCUGAGGGACCAGGACGGGCAGAUGUUCGGCGCCUUCUCCUCCUCAGCCAUCCAGCCCAGCAAAGGCUUCUACGGGACCGGCGAGACGUUCCUCUUCACCUUCUCCCCACAGCUGAAGGUCUUCAGGUGGACGGGAAGCAACUCCUUCUUUGUGAAGGGAGACCCGGACUCACUGAUGAUGGGCAGUGGCAGUGGCCAGUUUGGACUGUGGCUGGAUGGAGACCUACUUCACGGGGGAAGCUACCCCUGUGCGACCUUCAACAACGAGGUGCUGGCCCGACAGGAACAGUUCCGCAUCAGAGAGCUGGAGGCCUGGGUUCUGAGCUGA
Carlito syrichta (Philippine tarsier) is the source of this 644-nucleotide messenger RNA. It is a transcript of the gene TLDC2, whose product is annotated as TBC/LysM-associated domain containing 2. Gene Ontology annotation, biological process: response to oxidative stress. The transcript is spliced from 6 exons. Gene Ontology annotation, cellular component: nucleus. Bases 3 to 644 code for a protein of 213 amino acids. Lineage: Eukaryota; Metazoa; Chordata; Mammalia; Primates; Tarsiidae. The record is from RefSeq and is a predicted model, not a curated record.